Messenger RNA from Ruditapes philippinarum (Manila clam), 2173 nucleotides. Its product is annotated as STING ER exit protein-like. The record is from RefSeq and is a predicted model, not a curated record. The transcript is spliced from 7 exons. Lineage: Eukaryota; Metazoa; Mollusca; Bivalvia; Venerida; Veneridae. The coding region runs from base 60 to 698 and encodes 212 amino acids.
UUUGUAAACAACAACAACAACAACAACAACACUUACGACGUCUAAAUGAAAUAAACGAAAUGCCAAAGGUUGUUUCAAAGUCUCUUGUAUGUACGGACACCAAAGAUGAAGAGGAAUACCAAGGAGAAAAGCCUCUCAAUGUUUAUUAUUGUCUGUGUGGCCAAAUGUGCUUAAUUAUAGAUUGUCCGAUCGAAAAGUUACCAUUACGUCCACGAGAUGGUGCACGUGUGAUAGAUGGUGCCAAACAUGCUUACAAAAUGACCUGUGAUCCUGAUGAAAUUGUGUAUCUCCAAAGACCAGCUGGAAUUGAAAAACAGUAUAGACAGAAGUGCAAACGAUGUGGGCUGUGGAUAGCAUAUCACCACCAGGGUAGAAGUACUGUCAUGUUUAUAAUAGAUGGUGCUAUGAAGUUAGAAGGGGUGAAAAAAGAUGUAUACAGCCAGAUUGCCAAACCCAAGAAGGUCACCUUGACAAAACAUACAAAGAAUAUGGGCAAGUUUAGUUCUGUUACCGUGUCAACUAUGGAAGAUGAAGAAGAGGAACUUGAGGCGAAAGAGAUUGCAGAUUCAUACGCUGCCAAUGCCAAAGUCAUUGAGAAACAGAUGUUGAGAAAGGGAAUGAGUAAACGAAAGUUGAUGGAACAGGCUGAGGAGGAGGCCAAGAAGAUGAGACCUAAAGGAACCUUGAUAGAUAAAUAACAUGCUGGUAUCUGACAACAAUUGUAUAUGUAACACUUAGCUAAACACUUGAAGUUCUAAAUGUGGAGAAGAAGAGACCACGGUUCAAAAGAACCAUGUUAAAGGAACAAUUGCCUGCCACAUGCUAUGCUAUCAAGUUCAUCUGUGAUAAAAAAUUGAGUGAAUGGCAGGGAUCUCUGUGCCCAAGUGAACUGAUAAUCGACAAUUGAUGAUGGUUUCAAGUGACAAUUGAGUAUGAAUCCAUGUUAAAUGUUAAGAAUGGAUUAUAGUGACAUUCAAGUUGAGGAUAGAUCCAAGUUAAGUGAAAUAUGAGGGUGUAUUUAUGACUAGUUAAAGUUUAGCAUGGCAAAAUGACAAGAUAAAUAUUAACAUGGCUCAAAAUUAAGUAAAAGUAGUGCAUGGAUCAAAGUUAAGUGACUGUAGAGUACUUGAUUCACAAUCUAAUCAAUGUCAAUACACUGAUGGACAGUUUCCUAACUAGCAGACCACACGCUAUUCUUCUAAGUAGUUUUUCAAGUAAAGAUAACCGGUUGCGUAUCUCACUGUAUAAAUCAUAUGUAAAAUGGUCUGUCAUAUGGUAGGUUUUAAUACUUUAGUGUUAAAGUACAUACUGUGACAAAACUAAGAACCAAAGCUUUCCAUUGAUGUAAUGAAUUUUUAAAAUCAGACAUUAAAUCACAACAAACUAGCAGUUUAAAAACGGCUUAAUUUGUAUUGUUUUAGCGUAAGAGAUAUUAAUUUUACUCAAAGAUAAGGGAAACAACUCGUAAUUUUUGACUCAAUAUACCUCGGUUAUUUACGUAGUGUUUAUGGGUGUAAUAGUAUGGACUGAAAACCUAUCAAUAUUUGAUAUUAAAAUUGAUAAAAUUGAUUUUUUUUCAUGUAAUUAUGUGAAUAGAUUCUCAUUUAUAUUCAAAUGUAUUGUAUAGAUCAAAGAGGAUAUUGAAUGAGUGUAGGUUAAUACUAUGUUUAUUGAACGAGUUGAAUAAAAUCAUAUUAUACAAGCCUUUAGCAAGGAUAAUAUUGUUUUAUUCAACAAGUUUGAUAAAUUUAGUAUUGAAUCUGCAUGAAUAUAAUAUUCAAAUUAUCACAUAUUCAAAAUAAGAAAUGUUAGAGAGCCAAUUUUCAUCGAGAUGCCUAUAGUGUAAAGUUAAAAUAAGUGCAAUUUUACACCAUAUUUUUAUAUAGCAUUAAUAAUGUUACGUUAAAAGUGUUAUUACAUUAGUGUAAUAUCAAUUUUAGUAAAUGGCUUUAUUACACUCUUGCGCUUUAGUUUAUGUGAUAAAUUUAUAUCCUUAAUUCUUACUGUUUAAGAUAUUUUGAUGAUACCUUUAGAAUUAAUGUCCAUAUUGUAUUAUUAUUUUUACUUUCAUUUUUGUGAUAAUUGAUUUGAAAUACUUUUAUGACAUAGGCAAUUGGAAUGAAUGACUUGAAACAUGAUUCAAGAGGAAAACAAAAAUGAGCCAUGUCAUGAC